AUGGACUCUUCAAUGGACUCAAACAACCAUUCACCAUCACCAUCAUCGAUUCGAUUGAUCCUCUUAUCAAACCAAAUCGAACCUGAACUUCAUUUCGGAUUAAACCAAUUCUCUACAAACUCAAUCAGACCUAAUCUUAAUUUCAUUCAUCAAAACCAUGACCAAUCAAUAAAAGAUUAUAAUCAUCAAAUCAAUACAACUAGAACGAUUGAAUCUAAAGCUUUUUUACCUUCUUUUGAAGAAGAAAUCCGAAAUGAUUUAGAUCAAGAAUAUUGGUGGUUUAUCAAAUUCAAAUUUGAUUCAAACCUUUUAGAAAACCAAUUCAAGAUCCAAACCUCAAAUCCAAGUUUUCAUGAGUUUUCAAAUACGUCAUCAAAUCAUUUAACGGAUUAUAUAAGUUCGAUUAACCAAAACCAAGUCAUUCCACAUUUCUCAAUCACCAUCACUUACAAACGAAAAUCCGAAGCCUUUAGAUCGAUUGGACAUUUAUUAACUUUAACUCGUAUCAAAGAACAUGAUAAGAUCUUGAUGAAAUUAAAUGAUUAUCAUCAACUUUCUAGAUUUGAUUGUUUAGGACUUAUGAUUGAUUGUUCUAGAAAUGGUGUACUUAAAUUGAUUAGGAUUCAAGAGUUGUUAAGGUUUAUGGCCUUGAUGGGUUUGAAUAUGUUACAACUUUAUACUGAAGAUACUUAUCAGAUUGAAAAUGAACCGUUUUUUGGGUAUUUUAGAGGUCCUUAUAAGUUUGAUGAAUUAAAAGAAAUCGAUCAUUAUGCUGAUUCACUUGGAAUAGAAGUGAUUCCUUGUAUUCAAACUUUAGGUCAUUUAGGUCAAAUGUUACAAUGGCCAAGGUAUGGAGGAAUGAGAGAUACACAUGAAGUCUUAUUAGUUGGAAGUGAAGAAGUUUAUCAAUUUAUUGAAAAGAUGAUUGUUUCGAUUACAAGUCCUUUGAAAAGUAAGAAAAUUCAUAUUGGAAUGGAUGAAGCUCAUGGGGUUAGUGAAGGUAGGUAUCGUCAAUUGUUUGGUCAUCAUGAUAGUACUGUUGUGUUUACGAAUCAUUUAAGAAGAGUGAAUGAAAUAUGUAAAAAACAUGAAUUAAAACCGAUGAUUUGGUCUGAUAUGUUGUUUUGUUUAGAAGCUAAAAAUAAUUCAUUAGGUGCUUAUUAUGAUUCGAAUCAUUUGAUUUCAAAUGAAUUGGUUCAAUCUAUUCCGGCUGAAAUCGAUUUGGUUUAUUGGGAUUAUUAUCAUACUACUCCUGGACCUUAUGUUAAUAAGAUUCAUCAACAUCGUCAAUUGAAUUUCAAAACGCCUGCAAUGGCAAGUGGGAUUUGGACUUGGUCUAGGUUUUGGACUGCUUUACCAUUUACGAUUGAAACGAUUGGUGCUAGUAUGAAAGCUAUUAAAGAUCCAAGUUUGAAUGUGAAGAUUGCAAUGACCACAAUAUGGGGAGAUGAAGGAAACGAAUGUGAUAUAAGAACUGAGAUUAGAAACCUAAUUAGUUGGUCGGCUUUACCUGGUUUACUUUAUUUUUCGGAACAUGGAUUCACAUUGGAUUUAGAAGUGGAUUUGGAGUUUUUGAAAGUUAAAUUUGAUGGGAUUUGUGGUGGUUCGUUUGAUGAUUUCUUGAUGGCUUCUAAAUUAGAUGAUUUACAACCUGAACAUCAAUUGAUUGAUGAUAAAGCGAGGUUUACACCUAAUCUUAGUAAAUGGUUAAUUUGGGAGGAACCAUUUUAUUCGAUUUUAUCACCACAAUAUGCAGGACAUGAUCUUGAAACACAUUAUAAUGAAUUAUCGAAAAGUUUAUCAAGAGCGAUUACGAAUUCUACUCAUCAAGAAAAGAUUGAGUAUCCAUUAAAUCAAAGAUUGAAAUUACCUAAACUGAUUGCAGAAGUGUUAAGUUUGAAAUGUCAUUUGAGAGAUCGAUUAGUUCAGGCUUAUGGAAGAUUAGAUGUAGAAGAAUUAAUGGCUUUAGCUGGAUAUGAUUCGAUGAGUAGGUUGAGUAGAUUGAUUGGUUUGGUUAAGGUUAUGUGGAUUUAUCAUCGAGAACUUUGGAUGUCUAUGUAUAAGCCAUUUGGUUGGGAAGUUUUAGAACUUAGGUAUGGUGGAUUAAGGUCUAGGUUAGAUACCAUGCAUUAUAGAUUAAAUGAGUUUAUUCAAGGUAGGUUAGAUAGGUUAGAAGAAUUAGAAGUUUCAACUGAAUUGGUUUAUCCUACUAGUGGAGCAGUGAUGAUGUUAGAUUAUCAUAGGGUUAGUAGACCUCAGUAUUGUUAA
Melampsora larici-populina 98AG31 is the source of this 2268-nucleotide messenger RNA. Its product is annotated as family 20 glycoside hydrolase. The transcript has 15 exons. The record is from RefSeq and is a predicted model, not a curated record. Gene Ontology annotation, molecular function: hexosaminidase activity. Gene Ontology annotation, biological process: carbohydrate metabolic process. The coding region runs from base 1 to 2268 and encodes 755 amino acids. NCBI's taxonomy places the organism in Eukaryota, Fungi, Basidiomycota, Pucciniomycetes, Pucciniales, Melampsoraceae.